GCGAGAGCGAGAGACGGAGAGAGAGUAUAAUCGAGAGAGAUUUUCACCAAUCACUUUACAACACCUCUUUCGCCUCUUUCUGACUAUUUGCGUCUCAAUCAUCUCGUUGCAAGUGACGGAGCUCGAGGAACAGCGACAAGAGAGAUGGGAGACAAUGUAUACAAGAUCACCAACCUGUGCGACGCCAUCGAUCAAUCCAUCUUUCCAAGCUACCGAUAAAGUCUGACGCAGCACCAUAGAGAAUAUAUUUGACGAUAGAACAGAGGGAGCAUCAAAGCUGCAAAUCCUUUGAAUUAAUUAACCAGUUACUUUGGAUUGUGAUGCAUUUACAAUACAUGUCGGUUUAUUUUACUUCAAUGAAGGAUGACAGACUACGGACGCGUCCUCUGCUUCCCCGCUGCUAUCAGCAAACAGAAUGUAGUCUACGAAUUGUAAAAUAGUCCAUGUUUUACGUAUCUUCUGGAUUUUGGGCAUAUGCGCGCAUUGGAAAGGUAUAAUAAGUCUAUCGGCUAUAUUUUCUGUAUUGAUGGACAGACGUGGUGUGUAAGCACACAUAGCCUAAGCACGAUGAUGCAUUCGUAGCCUAGCUGUUGGCAUACACCCUAAAUCUCAACACACGUUUCUGCAGGUAUGAUAACCCCGACCUUGUCAUAUCGAUGAAAGUAGUGGUGAUUUAUGGUACGCAUUUCACCUAUCUCAAUACUGACACAUCUGGGAAUUUCAACCACAUUUCUGAUGGCUUGCAAUAAUCAGCAGUUUAUUUCACAGAAUACUGAAUGCAUUUGUCAAACAUUUGACAGAGUCGCCUACUUGUUUAUUCAUCAUUAGGCUACCAGAGUAUUUUUUUUAAAGAACGCCAGUUACGUAUUGAAAGAGUAAUAGGCUGCAAAAAUAAACACAACAAAAAGAUGAAAAAGAUCAGCCUCAGAAGAGAUUCUGUAGGUUACCGAGAAAACGGCAAAGGGGUCACAUUUCAGCGUUGGGGUUGUGAGACAGUCAGAAGAGAAGGAGCCGCUGCGGCCAAGGAGCCUUCUGUGGGACUGCACGACAAGGAGCUACCGCUGCCAGCGUUGAAAAGCAUGGCUUGGGGUUGGUGGAAGAAAGAAUCGAAUAAUCUUGAGACAUCAUAACGAUCAUUAUAACAAUAUACAUCACGAAAUAGGCCUACCACAUUUUUGAUUGUGUUAAGAGGUGUGGCAAGUAGCCAUUUCAACAAAAUAUAUAUAUAUAUUGGUCAUUAUUAGCAUAUUUUAACAAAGGCUAUUUAUAAUGUGUAUGUUGUAUUUACUAAUAUGUAUAAUCUAAAGACUGUGUGCAGGUAUAUUUGAAUAAUAGCCUACUUGUAUUCUUAGUUGCACUGACCAUAUAGUAUUGUAAUAAUGGGUUGUUUGGAAAGACGUUACCACAGACACAAGCUAAGUCCAUGUCACAAGCGACACAAACUCAUUUGAAAACAGUAUCCUGUUAAUGUGCUUCUCCAAAAUCUGCACACUGAUGAGAACUGCCAGCAAGAUGAGCAGCCUUAUCACUCAUUGUCCUCAAAAAUGCACAACAUUUUGGCAAAUGACAUAUGCUUACUUCACAGAGAGCUAUCUUCAUUUAUUGAAAGUGUAUUAUCAUAAAUGCAAUUGCACACAUUCAAAGAACAUCUACAGUAAAGGUGAACAUUUUCAAAUGCAUACUAAUUUAGCUUAAAAUAACGAGAUGCACACACUCCUAUUCCUGUCCAUUGUGAUGUGAAGAGUACCAAUUUGGUAGUGAUGAAGGAGCAUGGAUAUCAGGCCACUUUAAGUGUCUCAAAUGUGGUCACAGAGAAUACUGUUAAGCACAAGCUAACUUAAAAAGGAGAGGACCCUAUACCCUAUUACUGGACACAUCUCAGCCUACACCCCCUGUGUUGUGGACCAACAAAACCUGGAACCUUUCUACUAACCCCCCCUGCUUAAGCUACUUGGAAACCAACCCCGACUCUGACUCCCUGAUAUAACUCAGUUGUCGAGCUGCAGUACUUGGAAAUCAACGACUCACAGCCUGACUUUUGGAGCACACUCGCGCUCGCAGGAAGAGCAUUGCCACUGCGAGACAGCCAAGCAUGGAAAUCCCUCCCACUGCCCCCCAACAACCCUUCAGACAACAAAGCUUCCUCAGUCGAAAGUUGAAGGGCUCCAUCAAAAGGGCAAAGAGCCAGCCCAAGUUGGAUCGAACCAGCAGCUUCCGCCACAUGAUUCUACCCCGUUUCCGUAGUGCUGAUCAGGAGAGGACUCGUCUAAUGCAGAGCUUCAAGGAGUCCCACUCUCAUGAGUCCCUGCUCUCCCCUAGCAGUGCAGCGGAGGCUCUGGACCUCACGCUGGAUGAAGAUGCUGUCAUCAAACCUGUCCACUCCAGCAUAUUGGGCCAGGAGUACUGCUUUGAGGUGACCACCAUUUCAGGGACAAAAUGCUUUGCCUGCCGCUCGGCUGCAGAGAGAGACAAAUGGAUUGAGAAUCUGCAGAGAGCUGUCAAGCCCAACAAGGACAAUAGUCGAAGGGUGGACAAUGUGCUUAAGCUGUGGAUCAUUGAGGCCAGGGACCUUCCUCCUAAGAAGCGGUACUAUUGUGAGCUGUGUCUGGAUGACAUGCUGUACGCUCGCACCACCAGCAAGCCCCGCACGGACACUGUCUUCUGGGGCGAGCACUUUGAGUUCAACAACUUGCCUGCCAUUCGUAGCCUACGCCUGCACCUUUACAAGGAGACAGACAAAAAGAGACGCAAGGAGAAGAGCACGUACCUCGGCCUGGUCACUAUCCCCAUAUCGAGCAUCACAGGCAGGCAGUUUGUGGAGCAGUGGUACCCGGUGAUCCAGCCCAGUGCUUUGGCUAAGGGUGGCGGUGUAGGCGGUGGCAAGGUCAUCAAUGCCUCAAUCCGCCUCAAGUCCCGCUACCAGACCAUGAGUAUCCUGCCCAUGGAGCUGUACAAGGAGUUCGCUGAGUACAUCACCAAUAACUACCGUACGCUGUGUGCCGUGCUGGAGCCUCUGCUCAGUGUCAAAAGCAAAGAGGAGGUGGCGUUCGCGCUGGUGCACAUUCUCCAGAGCACGGGCAAGGCGAAGGACUUCCUGUCAGACAUGGCGAUGUGCGAGGUGGAUAGAUUCAUGGAACGAGAGCAUCUGAUCUUUCGAGAGAACACCCUUGCUACUAAAGCCAUAGAGGAGUACCUCAAAUUGAUUGGGCACCGGUACCUCAAGGAUGCCAUAGGGGAGUUCAUUCGAGCUUUAUACGAGUCAGAGGAGAAUUGUGAAGUGGAUCCCAUGCGUACUCCACCGUCUGUCCUGGCUGACCACCAAGCCAAUCUUCGCAUGUGCUGCGAGCUGGCACUCUGCAAGAUUGUCAACUCUCAUUGUGUGUUUCCACGGGAGCUGAAGGACGUAUUUGCCUCCUGGAGGGUCCGGUGUGCCGAGCGGGGAAGGGAGGACAUCGCAGACCGCCUCAUCAGCUCCUCCCUCUUCCUACGCUUCCUGUGUCCCGCCAUCAUGUCGCCCUCUCUCUUCAACCUCACCCAGGAGUACCCCGGAGAGCGGACCUCCCGCACACUCACCCUCAUCGCCAAGGUGGUGCAGAACCUGGCCAGCUUCUCCAAGUUUAGUGGCAAAGAGGACCACAUGUGUUUCAUGAACGAGUUUUUGGAGAUGGAGUGGGGCUCCAUGCAGCAGUUCCUGUACGAGAUCUCCAACAUGGACACGGGGAGCAAUGCCGGGGGCUUUGAGGGCUACAUCGACCUGGGCAGGGAGCUGUCAGUGCUCCACAGCCUGCUGUGGGAAGUCAUGGCCCAACUGAGCAAGGACGCUAUUCUGAAGCUUGGUCCCUUGCCGCGUCUGCUGAAUGACAUCAGUGUAGCUUUGAGGAACCCCCAGCUCCACCGGCAGGCCAGCCACCAGCCAGACAGGCAGCAGGACAGGCUCAUCACACGGCCCUCCUUCAAUCGCCUGGUAUCAUCCGAUUUCCAGAGCCUCAUGAUGCGGGACCUGAACAGCUCAAUAGACAUCUCCCGUCUCCCCUCCCCAACCGCGGGAUUAUCUGGGGGUGGUGUCCUCUCGUCUCAUGUAAGCAUGGGAAGCUUUGCAGAACGAGACCCCCACGGCUCAAAGGAUGUUUUCUACGUGACCCGUCCCCCCUUGGCUCGGUCCAGCCCUGCAUACUGCACCAGCAGUUCUGAUAUCACUGACCCGGACCCAAAGGUCCUCAGUGUUAACAAAAGCGUGUCCAUGAUGGACCUGCAGGACUCACGCAUGAAUAGCAUCUCCAACCUCCAUUCAGUGGGCGAUAUGCUCAACUCCUCCCAGGCCUCUAUAGCAGGCUUGGGCCACAGUUUCGGGAACCUGGGCGGCCCGCUUCGCAUGGGAGGCCAUAUGUCCGCCGGUGGCUCUGGGAGCUCCGGCUUGAGGCUAAGCCAGAUGGGGGGACCCCUUCACCACAUGGGGGGUCCCACUGACUCUCUCUCCCAGCAGCAGCAACAUGCGGCAGCCGCCAUGCACUUCCCCCUCUCCUUCCAGAAUCCCCUCUUCCAUCUGGCUGCCGACAGCCCUCGGGGUCAACCCCACAGUCGUCCUCAGGCCCAGCCACCUCCCCCUCCACUCUUGUUGGCCCCAGAGCUUGACAAUGCCCACCACCAACAGGGCUACAUGCGGGCAUUUGGCCACGGCGGCUUUUCGCGUAGCGAGGACCUUUCAGCCCUGCGGCCACAGAGCAGUCUGGUGCAGCCCAGUGUUGUCCACUCGCACAGCUACAGUGACGACUACACGCGGCAAAACCAGAACGCUGAAUACGCCCGGCGCCAGCUUUCGCUGCAAGUACAGGAGAAUCUUCAGCAGCAGAUUCUUAUGGGCAUGACCCCUCAGACGGCCACAGGCACGGGCACUCCCACCUCCUUGGCCACUCCUCCCUCCACCGUGUACCCUGUCCGUCAUGGCUCCGUAGCACCGCCUCCCCCACAGCGCCUCAAAUCCCAGCUGUCCAUCAGUCCCGGGGCCACCUCCACCCCUCCCAAGGCCCGCCCCCAGAGCAGGAACCUCCUUCUCCAGUCGCCCGACUCCAGCUUUGGCGGCAGGCAGCCCUCGCAACAGCAACAACAGCAGCAGUUGUCCGUCAAACAGUCUGACAGCCCAGCCCCUGGUCUCCCGCACCAGUCGAGCUCUGCCAGGGAUGGCCAGGGGGCGCCACAGGGGGGGAACGGAGAGACCACAGACACCCCGACUAAGAGCACAAAGCAGCCUCAGACCACAGACACCCCAACUAAGAACACCAAGCAGCCCCAGCCGCAGUCCCAGCAGCAGCAGCAUCCUCCACAGCAGCACCUGCUCAAGCCGACAGUCAAUAAACAGGGUUCUCAGUCCCCCUCCACCCUGACCCCCAACGAGCGCACUGUGGCUUGGGUGUCCAACAUGCCACACCUCUCUGCCGACAUCGAAAUAUUGCGUAGCUCAUCGAACCUUGAGGACCUCAAGCUGAAGGAGUACUCCAAGAGCAUGGAUGAGUCACGCAUGGAUAGGGUAAAGGAAUACGAGGAGGAGAUCCAUUCCCUGAAGGAGCGUCUGAUAAUGUCCCAUCGGAAGCUGGAGGAGUAUGAGCGCAGGAUGCUUUCACAGGAGCAGCAGACCAGCAAGAUCCUAUCACAGUACCAGAGCCGGCUGGACGACAGCGAGCGCAUGCUGAGGCAGCAGCAGCUGGAGAAGGACAGUCAAAUCAAAGGCAUUAUCAACAGGCUCAUGGCUGUGGAGGAUGAGUUGAGAGAAGAGGACUCUUCCUCUCUGGGUUCGGCAGACCCCCAUGGUCUCCCCGGAGGUGGGGGGGUGACAGCCACCGCCACUGCCAGGCCCGGGGUCUCCUUUUCAGGUGUCUCCUGUGCCAACUCCCCUUGGAAAGGAGCCCUCCCUCCCCUCCCACCUCCCCGCCUACACGUCAGCCACAAUGGGGAACUCCAUGGCAACCGAGCCUACCCCUCUACUACUACCAUGGUUACGCCAGCCAGGAGCACGGCAUCAUGGACCUCGGCAACAGCAGCAUCAAAUCCGAGUUUAACCGGGGGGAGAGCGGUCUAAUAACGAAAUCCAAUCCAACCGUUUUACGGAGGACACCCUGGAACCUGACUGGCAGAGGUGAUAUGGGUCCCGGCAUAAUUCUAUUGGCUGGCAAAACAUAGAAGAGGUCUGCAGUACAUGGCUGCUCCAGAUCUGUUGACUUCCCACAACAAGCUGAACUUUUGGAUAAUUCAAGGGGGGGGGGGGUCUUCACAUGCUAACACACACACAAACACACUCCUUCUUGCAUUUGCUCUUUCUCUCCCUCUCUCUGCAAUACCACUGUAAGUUUUGACCCUGGUGACAAUCAGCUCAAUAUGAGUGGUGAUGUUUACAUUGUCUGCUUGUUGCAGUGACCCAUUCACGAGUGAUGAAACAUGGCAAUAUUGAACCUGUUGUUUCUGUUUAAAUAGGUAUGACAAAGCACAAUACUGAGAAAGAGAGAGAAAGAGACUUUGGGGUAUCCCAAGAUUCCUCCCCCUACCUCAAAUAUUCACAUCACUUUAUUAAUUCCCCUGUGACAAACCUACUACACCGAGGCCUUCGCGAAAGCAGUAGGUUGUUUAACUGUUAUGCUGAACGCGUAACCCGCGGCCAGAGGGUAGAAUUCUUGAAAACAGAACCAGCACCCGGGAGCCUGUCGGAGAAACAUGCUGCCUACGCCCAUGUUUUAUUGAAAACAAUGGCAGCAAUCGGAUACUUUUACUGGGUAACGUGUCCAGUUAUGCUGCCAAACACUAUGGCUCCAAUGUAUGUUUUUUUAAUGUUCUUAGUAUUAAACUGAAUAGAUUAAUACUUAGUAUUACAGACGGUGAAUGAAAUGAAAGCCUAAUGCCAAUACUGCCCCUGUUCUCAGACUAUAUAUCUCUGUAAUGCCGUGAACAUAUCUAUCUCUCUGGCCAAAUUGUUUCCUCCUUUUCCCUUGUACUGCUCUUCUCUAUCUCCACCCGAGAGUAAACAAACUAAAUAUGCACAGCCCUAUGUUUCACAACAGAAGGACAAAAGGUUUCGAUUAUCUAUGUCAUCUGGAUACAAUUUAAACCUAAGGAGCUGGGACAUAUGGACAUUGUUUUACAUUUCCUACAUAUGUGUUUUAAUGAUAUGAAUUACUCACCUGGACAUGUGUGGUGUUUGUUUCUUUAAAUUGAUAUCCCAGUAAGGUUUCUUUACAUUGUGGACAAUUCCUCUGGACCACUUCGCUUUUGUAUGUAUGGGUUCUCUUUGAGAUGGAAAAGAGGUGGAUUUGACCUGUUCUGCCUCCAUCAAAGUCUGGGACACACUGCCCUCUUGUGACCAUAGUAUCAAUCUGCACUCGAUAGCAGAGGAAGGACGCUUCCUCAAGUGGUGCUCAGCUACAGAGCUUGUGUUUGGCUGGGGAUCAGGGAUGCUGCAAUUGUCAUGAGUGACCUGUUCCAGUUCAAUUGACGCCACUCUAUCACCUUGGACUUGUGCAGAUGCCUGGACUCCAACCUUCAGGUCGUACUCACCUCCCCUUAUCAUCACAUAGAGGUGUGGCAGAACAAUCAUCAGAUGGAAUUACUUAAUGUCUCAAUUAUUGAAUGGGUGUAUCUGUUCCUUGCAUA
Molecule: messenger RNA, 7635 nt
Organism: Oncorhynchus gorbuscha (pink salmon)
Lineage: Eukaryota; Metazoa; Chordata; Actinopteri; Salmoniformes; Salmonidae
Product: ras/Rap GTPase-activating protein SynGAP-like
Exons: 20
Coding region: 2093-6073 (1326 amino acids)
Biological process (GO): regulation of GTPase activity; negative regulation of Ras protein signal transduction
Source: RefSeq, a predicted model, not a curated record